Messenger RNA from Betta splendens (Siamese fighting fish), 2502 nucleotides. It is a transcript of the gene epas1a, whose product is annotated as endothelial PAS domain protein 1a. The transcript has 9 exons. The record is from RefSeq and is a predicted model, not a curated record. Gene Ontology annotation, biological process: cellular response to hypoxia; regulation of transcription by RNA polymerase II. Bases 312 to 1409 code for a protein of 365 amino acids. Gene Ontology annotation, molecular function: DNA-binding transcription factor activity, RNA polymerase II-specific; RNA polymerase II transcription regulatory region sequence-specific DNA binding; protein dimerization activity. Lineage: Eukaryota; Metazoa; Chordata; Actinopteri; Anabantiformes; Osphronemidae.
AAGAAGAGAGGUGAAGGGGGGGGAGAAGGGGCGGGAUGCUUCCUGGCCAUCUGACCUAUCGCUGUGCUCACUUUUGGAGGCCUGUAGGUGAUGCUCUCGCAGAGAGGAGAGGACACGCUCGCUGGAGCCCGUUCAAGUCAUCUGCGCAGAGGGCGAACACGUCGCCGGGUGACAUUUGGCACCGCUAAUUGCCUCCCUGAUUAAUUAGACUACCUGUGAUGGUGCAAAUUGUAGUGGGGCUGCUCCCUGCUGAGCUGUGAACUCCCGCUGUUCACCAUGAGAUCACAGAGGACGGGCUCUUACUGGACGAGAUGACAGCCGACAAAGAGAAGAGGAGGGCGAUCAGCCGCGAAGCCGCCCGAAGGAGGCGCCGAGUGGAGUCCGACGUGUUCGCGGACCUGUGUCGCCUGCUGCCGCUUCAAGCCUCGGUCCGGGCUCACCUGGACAAACCCUCCAUCAUCCGCCUCAGCCUCAGCCACAUGCGCCUGCAGGCGCUGCUCAGAGGCGCCGCUGGGAGAAACGCAGAGGUGAAAUACGGCCGAGUGGCCCAACGUAGGGAGGAGUGGCCGAAGGAGGAGAGAGAGGGCGAGAGGCGGGAGCACGCGGCUGUGGAGGAGACCAACCUGUACCUAAAGAUCCUGGAGGGCUUCGUGAUGGUCAUCUCCACCGAGGGAGACAUGAUCUUCCUGUCUGAGAACGUCAGCAAGUACAUGGGUUUGACGCAGACGGAGUUGAUGGGACACAGCGUCUUCGAGUUCGCACACCCGUGCGAUCACGAGGAGAUCCGGAGCAACCUGCGUCUGACGGCAGAGGAGGCCUGGCAUGGGGCCCGGAGGGACUUCGUCAUGAGGAUCAAAAGCGCCCUGACCCACCGAGGACGAGGCACCAACCUCAAGUCAGCGAUGUGGAAGGUUCUGCACUGUCAGGGCCGCGCCAGGGCCUGCGUGGCCCCGGCCUCCGUCUCCUGCCUCCUGCUGACCUGCCAGGCUCUGCCCCUCUCGCACACGCUCCUCAGCGCGCACACCUUCACCAGCCAGCACAGCAUGGACAUGAGGUUCACGCACUGCGACCACAGAGUGACUUUGCUUCUAGGCUACAGUCCUGAGGAGCUGCUGGGUCGCUCCAUCUACGAUCUGUGCCACACGCUGGACACAAACACGCUGAACAAAAACCACGUGAACUUGUGUCUGAAGAGCCAGUCGGUCAGCGGGCAGUACAGGAUGCUAGUGAGAGGAGGAGGCUACAUCUGGGUGGAGAGCCACAGCGCCGUCAUCCCCAGCGCCCGCUCCUCCAAGUCCAGGCCCGGCGCUGCCCAGCCGCUCUGCAUCCUCUGCGUUACCUAUGUCCUCAGUGGAGUGGAGCAGCCGACCCUGCAGCUCUCCCUGGACCAGACCACCCACCGAUACUGAACCAGCGAUCCCUCUGUGAUCUAUUUAAGUUAUUCUGGUUAAACUGCUAUUAAUUCACUCAAUGUGUGAUUCGUGAAUGAAAUCGUAUCUGCAUUUACUGCAGGUUCAAAGGAGAAACUUUCGCAGAUCACAGAUGUCACAGUUUUAACUCUUCUUACAGCCAAAUCACGCCACUUUGCAUAAUGGAUGCAGCAACGUGUCACUCUAAAACUGAAAGCUUCAGAUGAGCCCUGUGGUUGGAGACAGUUGACGGGGCGAAGUGAGAGUUGGAAAUUGUUGAAGUUUGACUUUUUUUUGACCUCUCAAGUCCUGACCUUACAUCCUCUGGGGUUUCCUGCUGAGCCACCUGACACGUGGGGUGACAACUGACGUACAGUACACACACACACACACACACACAGAGACAUAAACAACCGCACUCUAUAGCGAGAUCGGCUUUGUGCUGAUGAGGAGAUGUGAGCAGACGCAAGUCAAAACCACAGCUUCCUGAAUAAAGACACACGAUAGGAAAGUUCUCGUGGGAACGUUUUCAACUUUUUACCUCUUGGCCUCUACACACACACACACACACACACACACACACACACACACACACACACACACACACCAGAUUCGUAUACUACAUUCUGCACAUGUGAGCACUGGGGUUGUGCAGUCAUGUCUACACGUCUUCAUUAAAUCUGUAGCAUUUAAGAAAAAAGCGUUUAUUUUAAUUUGCUUAUAAUGUGUUAAUACAUGAAUUAACUGAUAUUAUUUUAUUAUUUUUUUAAGUCUGAAUUAUGCAAUAUCCACUGCUUUACCUGAGUAUUAUUCGUGUCACUCUUCUAUGACACCUUUUCGUAUAUUGUACAUUCCAAAUAUAUGAUUAAUUUUUAUAAAUCAAGUGACUAAUACACUGUCUUUGUUUAUAACAGUUUAGCACACGUGAUAUAUUUCAAUGAUUCCUUCAAGCUUUUACUUUAAGUAAGUGACUUUUUUUCAAACUAGGUGUAACUGUACAGUACUUGAGUGUGUUGCUGUGUUUAUAGUUUCACUUUAAGUAAAUGCGUUUGAGACCUCAUGUACAAAUCACCAAAUAAAAGCUUAGGGUUUA